Messenger RNA from Closterium sp. NIES-67, 3860 nucleotides. The record is from the annotation of a GenBank genome assembly. Lineage: Eukaryota; Viridiplantae; Streptophyta; Zygnematophyceae; Desmidiales; Closteriaceae.
UCACCAACUUCAGUCCGCGACCGUCGUGCAGUGCCCUUCAAUCUUUAUGCCUGAAGCGCGCAUGUCAUAAACAAGGCCUUCUGGACAGUGUCCUUCUAGGCCUAUCGUGUGUCUUGCCCUCCUAGGCCGAUCGUGUGUCAUUGUCACCGGAGUUCAACAUUCUGGCAACAUACUGGUUCGACAGUCAUCCGGCAGUAUGGCUGACGAGGAGAUUAACUACGAGAGCGACGCGGAAAUAGAUUCUAUAUAUUUCGGCCGGCCCAAGGGCCCGAAUCCUGCGCGCACACCCUAUCUCUAUGUGGCAAACUGCGGUGCUGAGGCGGAGAUGACGUAUGCAGCCAUUGCUGACGUGUUCGCCGCGUUCGGCCACGUCCGUCGCGUCGUCCCCGCGGGCGCCGCCAAUCUCACCCGCUGCUUUGUCGUAUUCGGCGGGCGCACGCGGGCGGCGGCGGCGGCAGCGGCGGCAGCUGCGCUUGAGGCGCUGAGCGGAAAGCCGUGCGCGGAAGCGGGCGGAAGGAAGAUGCACAUCCAGUUCGCCGUGGGGAAGCGCUCCGCGCCGGUGGAGCAUCCGGUGGUGCACCACACUGUAGACGCGCUCGAUAUACCGGGGCUGUUUCUGCACCUCGACUUUGUCACUCCGGGGAUGGAACAGAGCCUUCUCACAUUCGCGGAUGGCAACGAUUGGCAUUAUCUGACCAAGAGACGCGUGCAGCACCACGGUUACGCCUUCAACUACACUACACGAGAUAUCGAGAAGGACAAGUGGAUCGGCCCGCUGCCCGCAGCAGUGUCGGAUUUUGUUUCACGGGCAGAGCAGCUGCCCGAGCUCACUGGCUGCCCAGAAGUUUGCAUGCCGUUGGACCAACUGACGAUCAACGAGUAUGAGGCAGGAGUGGGCCUGGCUCCUCACAUCGACACCCACGCAGCGUUUGAAGGUGCCAUUCUCUCCCUGUCUCUAGCCGGCCCUGCAAUUAUGGAGUUCAGGAGGCCGCUGGGGCCGCAACCAGUGGGGAAACAGCCGGUGGGGAAGAAAAAAGUUGUUGCCGGGAGCAGUGGGAGCAUUGGGAGCGGUGACAGUGCCUGUUGCACCAGUGACAGCAGCAGCAGCAGCAGCAAUGGUGGUGCCAGUGAUUCCAGCUGCAGUAGCAGCAGUGGUGCACUGAAGCCAGAAGCAACAGCAGGAGCAGAGGCAAAACCAGCAGCCGAAGAAAGAAGAGCCAAUGACAGGAGGGCAGAGGACAGGAGAGUGUUGUUUCUACCCCCUCGCUCCCUGCUGGUCCUCACAGGAGAGGCGCGGUACGCCUGGUCCCACUACAUCCCCAACCACAAGAUAGAUCACGUGAAUGGCCAAGCCUUCCCACGCGCACCUCGCCGCGUCUCCUACACUUUCCGGAGGGUCAGGUUCGGCCCGUGUGCGUGCGGUUACCCUGAGUUCUGCGACGCGCCGAGACAGGAGAGUUUGUCGGAAAGCUCUUGCGAAUGCGGGCUCUUGAAGGUGGAGACUGAGAAAGGGGAGUGGUUGCCUGAGACAGGGUUGAUUCCUGAGGCCGAAGAGGCGAUAGGAAUGGAAAGGUUGCCGGAAAAAGAGACCGGAAUGGUGGGGACGAGGGAGAGAUUGGAGGGUGGAUGUUGCGGGGGGCGUGCGGUGAUGCACUCACAUGAGGGGGUGCUGGACGAACCGAGAGGGGAGGGUGAUGGUGGGGAGGGGAGAGAGGAGGGGAAGGCGGAGGAGGGGAGUGCGGUGAUGCGGUCACAUGAGGGGGUGUUGGAUGAACCGAGAGGGGAGAGCUGUGGAGGGGUGCAAGGGGAGGAGGGAAAGGGUGGGGAAAGCGGUGUGUUGCACUCCGCCGGUGUGCAGGGGGAGGAGAGAGGGGAGGAGAAGGUGACUUUUGAGUCGACUCAAAAGUCACCUCAUGAGGGUGUGCAAAGGGGGGAGAGAGGGGUGGUGGGCGAGGGGAAGGCAGAGGAGGGGAGGGGCAACUACGGCAGCAGCAGCAGCAGCAGCAUCACCAGCAGCAGCAGCAGCAGCAGCAGCAUCACCAGCAGCAGCAGCAGCAGCAGCAAUGAACUGAGCACCCCAGCAGUGGAGAAAGACUUUGUGCAUAAAGUAUACAACGCCAUAGCGCCUCAUUUCAGCGCCACUCGCUUCGCCCGGUGGCCCAAGGUCACUCAAUUCCUUCUCUCCCUCCCCUCCGGCUCCCUCGUUCUCGACGCCGGCUGCGGCAACGGCAAAUACCUCAACGGAGGCCUUCCCAUCCCCUCUGCCCUCCCUUCUUCUGCCUCUGCCUCUUCUUCUGCUCUCCCCUCUGCUACUGCCUCUACCUCUGCUGCUGCCCCUACCCCUGCCUCUUCAUCCUCCUCAGCGCUCCCUAUUUCUUCCCCACCCCCGUCCUCCUCCUCCUCCUCCUCCUCCUCCUCCUCUCCCUCCCCCCCCACCCCUCCCCGUCCUCCGGCCGUUCUUAUAGGGUGUGACAUCAGCCCCCCCCUGGUAUCCAUCUGCGCCCAGAGAGGCUUCGAGGCCUUUGUGGCCGAUACCCUCUCGCUCCCCCUCGCCUCCUCCCGAUUCGACGCCGCCAUUUCAGUGGCAGUUUUGCACCAUUUGUCCUCUGAGUCCCGGAGGAAACACGCGCUAAAAGAGAUGCUUAGGGUGAUUAAAACGGGCGGGAGGGCGCUGGUGACUGUGUGGGCGCGGGAGCAGGAGAAUCCGGGGCUGCUUGACAAGUGGACGCCUCUGAUUGGUCAGAUGACAGAGAGAUGGGUGGGCGACGUGGAGGGGGGUGGAGGAGGGGAGGAGAGAGAGGGAGAGAGGGGAGGGAGAGAGAGAGGCGGAAUGCUCGGAGGGAUUGAGGAGGGAAGAGAGACUACUGAAGGGGAAAAUGGUUUUUCAAGGAGGAGUUUAGAAGGAGAGGAGAUUAAGGAAGCAACAGGGACGGAGAGGAUGAGUGAGUGGAACCAAGAGGGAGGCAGGGAGGCAGAGACAGAGACAAAGACAGAGACAGAGACAAAGACAGAGACAGAGACAAAGACAGAGACAGAGACAAAGACAGAGACAGAGACAAAGACAGAGACAGAGACAGGGAUAGAGGCAGGGCAAGGGGGAGGAGUGACAGGGCAAGGGGGAGGAGUGACAGGAAAAGAGGGCCCAGGAGGAGAGACAGAGCGAGGUAAAUCUCCAACAGAGGAAGCUUCCCAGGAGUUUCUGGUCCCAUGGCACCUGCCAUGUCAUCGAGUGGAGAUAGGGUCGGCAGCAGCAGCACAACACGUGGCUUCGGGUUUCGCCCGGCGGGAUGAAGCCAAGGGGUCGGUGGUGUACAAUCGCUAUUAUUAUGUUUUUACUCGAGGAGAGUUGGAGAGGCUGAUUACGGAGGUUGGUGGGGCCGCAAUUGUAGAGAGCUUCUAUGACAAGUCCAACUGGUGUGUGAUAAUGGAGAAGUUGUGAAACGGACGACAUAUGAAGUAGGCACUUCAUGUGAAAAGGCAGUCCCAUUUGUUGAGUGACCCGCUGGGGUUGCCCUUGAGAUCCUCGGGGAAGGGCCACAGGUGCAGAGGCUGGGGGGCUAUGGGCGCACUUACCCGCUAUUCAACAAGCCCUUUUAACCCAGUGGUUAGUGACUGGGUUUCUGACACCAUUAUCGUUGUAUUGGUCACGAACAUUAAGAGGGUGUUCUUAGGACCCCUUAUGAGACAAACGUCUUCUCUUCUCAGACUCGGGUUGCACCGUCUUUAACUGCACGGUUCUGCGUGUGUCUGAUGAAAGGCGUGUUUGGUAAGAGGUGUGGGAACACGCCCCAAAUGUAGGAGUGCUAUGUUACAGGAAGGACCAGGAAAUGGCUGGUUGAGUGUGCAUGCGUUCUUUUUCC